Staurois parvus is the source of this 313-nucleotide messenger RNA. The record is from the annotation of a GenBank genome assembly. Lineage: Eukaryota; Metazoa; Chordata; Amphibia; Anura; Ranidae.
AUGUAUGUGAAAUGGUUUGAUACAGUAAUGUUUUACUAUGUGAUUUUAGUGUAUUUAGUAAAUGUCACUUUUUCACAUUUUUAAAUUUCCCGCAAUUCCGUCCCCGUACGUCCCGACGUCGCAGGGAACGGAACCCAGAAGACGGAUGCCAGUAUCAGCCGGAGGACAUGGCUGGGGACGCUGCAGGGGGGACAUUGCGGGAAUGAUGGACAAGGUAAGUGAAGCAGAGAUCCUGGAGCAACGAUGCAGGGUAUUCCCGAGUGUAGCUCGGGGUUACCACUUGUGCUACACUCGGGAAUACCUCCAGGGAGGU